AUUCUUAUCCAUAAUUUUCAGGUGUUCCACUGCAUCGCUUUCCUGACCCGGAAAAAAAUGCAGAAAAGUUUAACACCUGGAUUGCAAAUAUUGGUGGCGAUCUAGCUACAUUGGAUGCAACAACAAUUUAUAAUAAUAGACGUGUAUGUCGUAAUCAUUUCGAGGACGUUUAUAAAUAUCCUAAGAACCGACUCAGUCAAUUGGCAAUGCCAGUACUGCAUUUACCAGGUGUGCAAGCACAAAGGCUUAAAGAAAUUGAUCAUAUUUCUGGAAAAUUUGAUUUGCCAAAUUUUGGUGAUUCUCCAAUGAAUACAGAGCUGUCUGUUAACCCUGUAAUAGAAGAGGACCAACCACAAUCUCUUGUCGGAGUUAAUGUCACUGGAGAAGCUCCUCUCAAACAGACUCUUGGUGACACACAAGACAAUGUAGAGCAGUCCAGAGAAGCUCAAAAUGUUAACAAAACUAACAAGAAGGCAAAAAAUAAAACCAAAAAAUCCAAAGGGUCUCGCCUAUCAUUCCUGCAAAUGAAGCAAUAUAAGCGUGCUUUGAAGCAGUUACAGAGAUGUGAAGAUGAGAAAAAGAAGUUGAAAUGCAAAUACGUAGCUGCCAAAAAACUCAUGAAAACGACAGCAUUUCAAAUAAUGUGCAAGAAUUUGUCACCGUCAGCAAAACUAUUUUGCCAAAUGCAAGUUACCCAAAGCGGGAAAAAAAAGCAAGGAAGGCGUUUUACAAUUGACGAAAAAAUUUUGGCAUUAUCUCUUUAUAAACCUUCGCCAAAGGCAUAUCGACUAUUAGGCACGAAGUGUAUUAUGCCGAGCAGAAAAACGCUGCAAAAUUUACUGCGCAAAAUUAAUUUGAGACCUGGAAUUAAUUAAAUUAUUUUUGAAAAUUUAAAAAACAGGGUUUCUAAGAUGCCUGAAAACCAU
This is a messenger RNA of Ostrinia furnacalis (Asian corn borer), 926 nucleotides long. RefSeq lists its product as uncharacterized. Bases 207 to 875 code for a protein of 222 amino acids. The transcript is spliced from 4 exons. Lineage: Eukaryota; Metazoa; Arthropoda; Insecta; Lepidoptera; Crambidae. The record is from RefSeq and is a predicted model, not a curated record.